UCCUGCUAGGUCGAGUUGCUUCCCCGCGCCGAGCUGAACCUGAGCAGAGAGUUUCUGAGGGCAGUGCGGGCGCAGGAAGGGGAGUGAGGCUGCAGUGCGAUGAAGCAGCGGCUCAGCGAGCGGAGACAGGCGGUGUGGCUGGACCAGCCGGCCCAGGGCCCGCGCUGCUGUUCCCUAGGCUGCUGAGGCGCGGAGAGCGGCGGCCGGCGCGGAGAGCGGCGGGCGAGAGGGAGGAGAGGGAUCGGAGCGCGAGGGAAGCCGGCUUGGCUGCCGGCGGCUCUGGUGGGCCUCCCCGAUCGGGGUCCCCAGGGUGGAACCAUGUGGGUGGCCAAGUGGCUGACUGGGCUGCUCUACCAUCUCUCGCUCUUCAUCACCAGGUCUUGGGAAGUUCACUUCCACCCCAGGCAAGAAGCCCUGGUGAGGACACUGACCUCCUACGAAGUAGUGAUCCCCGAGCGGGUCAAUGAGUUUGGAGAAGUGUUCCCUCAGAGCCACCACUUCAGCCGGCAGAAACGCAGCUCCGAGGCGCUGGAACCCAUGCCGUUCCGAACCCACUAUCGCUUCACUGCCUACGGGCAGCUCUUCCAGCUGAACCUGACCGCCGAUGCAUCCUUUCUGGCCGCCGGCUACACCGAGGUGCACUUGGGAACCCCGGAGCGCGGGGCCUGGGAGAGCGACGCAGGGCCCUCGGACCUGCGCCACUGCUUCUACCGCGGCCAGGUCAACUCACAGGAGGAUUACAAGGCCGUCGUCAGCUUAUGCGGAGGCCUGACGGGAACAUUUAAAGGACAGAACGGUGAAUAUUUCUUAGAACCUAUAAUGAAGGCAGAUGGGAAUGAAUAUGAAGAUGGUCACAACAAGCCACAUCUUAUAUACAGACAAGAAUUAAAUAACUCUUUUCUGCAGACUCUGAAGUAUUGCAAUGUGUCAGAAAGUCAAAUAAAGGAAACCAGUUUACCCUUUCAUACCUACAGCAACAUGAAUGAAGAUCUUAACGUAAUGAAAGAAAGAGUUUUAGGACACACAUCAAAAAAUGUGCCAUUGAAAGAUGAAAGAAGUCAAUUACAUUCCAGGAAAAAACGUCUUAUAUCAUAUCCAAGAUACAUUGAAAUUAUGGUUACAGCUGAUGCUAAAGUGGUUUCUGCUCAUGGAUCGAAUUUGCAAAACUAUAUACUGACUCUAAUGUCAAUUGUUGCAACAAUCUACAAAGAUCCAAGUAUUGGAAAUUUGAUACACAUAGUAGUGGUAAAAUUAGUUAUGAUUCACCGUGAGGAGGAAGGACCAGUCAUUAAUUUUGAUGGUGCUACCACAUUAAAGAACUUUUGUUCAUGGCAACAAACUCAGAAUGACCUUGAUGAUGUUCACCCUUCCCACCAUGACACUGCUGUUCUUAUCACUAGGGAAGACAUUUGUUCAUCUAAAGAGAAAUGUAACAUGUUAGGUUUAUCAUAUUUAGGUACCAUAUGUGAUCCUUUACAAAGCUGCUUUAUUAAUGAAGAAAAAGGACUCAUUUCUGCUUUUACUAUAGCCCAUGAGCUUGGGCACACACUUGGUGUUCAACAUGAUGAUAGUCCUAGAUGUAAAGAAAUGAAAGUUACACAGUAUCAUGUAAUGGCCCCUGCUUUAAGUUUUCACAUGAGUCCUUGGAGCUGGUCAAACUGUAGUCGGAAAUAUGUUACUGAAUUCCUAGAUACUGGUUACGGGGAAUGUCUUCUUGACAAACCACAUGAAGAAAUAUAUAAUCUGCCUUCAGAACUUCCUGGAUCACGAUAUGAUGGAAACAAGCAGUGUGAGCUUGCGUUUGGUCCUGGGUCACAAAUGUGUCCCCAUAUAAAUAUAUGCAUGCAUCUGUGGUGCACAAGCACAGAAAAGCUUCACAAAGGCUGUUUCACUCAACACGUGCCACCAGCAGAUGGAACAGACUGCGGUCCUGGAAUGCAUUGCCGUCAUGGGCUAUGUGUAAACAAAGAAACGGAAACACGUCCUGUAAAUGGUGAAUGGGGACCAUGGGAACCUUACAGUUCUUGUUCAAGAACAUGUGGAGGCGGAAUCGAAAGUGCAACCAGGCGCUGUAAUCGUCCUGAGCCAAGAAACGGAGGAAAUUACUGUGUGGGCCGCAGGAUGAAAUUUCGAUCAUGUAAUACUGAUUCAUGUCCAAAAGGCACACAAGACUUUCGAGAGAAGCAGUGCUCUGAUUUUAAUGGUAAACAUUUGGACAUCAGUGGCAUUCCCUCUAAUGUGAGGUGGCUUCCAAGAUACAGUGGCAUUGGCACAAAGGAUCGUUGUAAACUCUAUUGUCAGGUUGCUGGAACCAAUUAUUUCUACCUAUUGAAGGAUAUGGUUGAAGAUGGUACUCCUUGUGGAACUGAAACUCAUGACAUCUGUGUUCAAGGCCAGUGUAUGGCAGCUGGUUGUGAUCACGUGUUAAACUCCAGUGCCAAGAUAGACAAAUGUGGAGUGUGUGGUGGGGACAACUCUUCAUGCAAGACAAUAACAGGUGUCUUCAACAGUUCUCAUUAUGGUUAUAAUGUUGUUGUAAAGAUUCCCGCAGGAGCAACAAACGUUGACAUUCGUCAGUACAGCUAUUCUGGACAACCAGAUGACAGUUACCUUGCAUUAUCUGACGCUGAAGGGAAUUUUCUUUUCAAUGGAAAUUUUCUUCUAAGUACAUCAAAAAAAGAAAUCAAUGUGCAAGGAACAAGAACUGUGAUUGAAUACAGUGGAUCAAAUAACGCAGUUGAAAGAAUUAAUAGUACUAAUCGACAAGAGAAAGAACUUAUUUUGCAGGUGUUGUGUGUGGGUAAUUUAUACAACCCUGAUGUACAUUAUUCCUUCAAUAUCCCUUUGGAAGAGAGGAGUGACAUGUUCACAUGGGACCCCUAUGGACCAUGGGAAGGCUGUACCAAAAUGUGUCAAGGUCUUCAGCGAAGAAACAUAACUUGCAUACAUAAGAGUGAUCAUAGUGUUGUGUCUGAUAAAGAAUGUGACCACUUGCCACUUCCAUCAUUUGUUACUCAAAGUUGCAAUACAGACUGUGAACUAAGGUGGCAUGUUAUUGGCAAAAGUGAAUGUUCAUCCCAAUGUGGUCAAGGAUAUAGAACCUUGGACAUCCAUUGCAUGAAGUAUUCCAUUCAUGAAGGACAGACUGUUCAAGUUGAUGACCACUACUGUGGUGACCAGCUUAAACCUCCUACCCGAGAACUAUGCCAUGGUAACUGUGUCUUCACAAGAUGGCAUUAUUCAGAAUGGUCUCAGUGUUCCAGGAGUUGUGGAGGAGGGGAAAGGUCUCGAGAAUCUUAUUGUAUGAAUAACUUUGGCCAUCGUCUUGCUGACAAUGAAUGCCAAGAACUGUCCCGAGUGACGAGAGAGAAUUGCAAUGAAUUCUCCUGUCCCAGUUGGGCUGCUAGUGAAUGGAGUGAGUGCUCCGUAUCUUGUGGAAGAGGUACUCAAGCCCGCUAUGUAAGCUGUCGUGAUGCUCUUGAUAGAAUAGCAGAUGAAUCAUAUUGUGCCCACUUACCCCGACCUGCUGAAAUAUGGGACUGUUUUACCCCUUGUGGAGAGUGGCAAGCAGGGGAUUGGUCACCCUGUUCAGCUUCUUGUGGCCAUGGAAAAACAACUCGACAAGUUUUAUGCAUGAACUACCAUCAGCCAAUUGAUGAGAAUUACUGUGAUCCUGAAGUUCGCCCUUUGAUGGAACAGGAAUGUAGCCUGGCAGCCUGCCCUACUGCACACAGCCACUUUCCUAGUUCCCCUGUGCAGCCAAGCUAUUAUCUAAGCACGAAUUUGCCAUUAACUCACAAACUUGAAGAUAAUGAAAAUCAGGUGGUCCAUCCAUCAGUCAGAGGAAACCAGUGGAGAACCGGACCAUGGGGAUCAUGCUCCAGCAGUUGUUCUGGAGGUCUUCAGCGUAGGGCUGUGGUCUGCCAGGAUGAAAAUGGACAAAGUGCUAGUUACUGCGAUGCAGCCUCCAAGCCUCCAGAGUUACAGCACUGUGGUCCAGGGCCUUGUCCACAGUGGAACUACGGAAAUUGGGGAGAAUGUUCACAAACAUGUGGAGGAGGAAUAAAAUCAAGACUUGUAAUAUGUCAAUUUCCCAAUGGCCAAAUAUUAGAAGAUCACAACUGUGAAAUCGUAAACAAGCCACCUAGUGUAAUACAGUGUCAUAUGCAUGCUUGCCCUGCUGAUGUGUCAUGGCAUCAGGAACCAUGGACAUCGUGCUCAGCUUCUUGUGGUAAAGGUAGAAAGUACCGUGAAGUGUUUUGCAUUGACCAAUUCCAAAGGAAAUUAGAAGACACAAAUUGCAGUCAAGUACAGAAACCUCCAACUCACAAAGCCUGUAGAUCUGUCAGAUGCCCUUCAUGGAAAGCCAAUAGCUGGAAUGAGUGCUCUGUGACCUGUGGCUCUGGAGUUCAGCAGAGGGAUGUAUACUGCAGACUGAAAGGUGUUGGUCAGGUGGUUGAAGAAAUGUGUGAUCAGUCCACCCGACCUUGUUCUCAGAGGCGAUGUUGGAGUCAGGACUGUGUGCAGCACAAGGGGAUGGAAAGAGGGAGGCUGAAUUGUUCAACAUCAUGUGAGAGAAAAGAUUCACAUCAACGAAUGGAGUGCACAGAUAACCAAAUGAGACAAGUGAAUGAAAUAGUCUAUAAUUCUUCAACCAUAUCUCUUACAUCCAAGAAUUGCAGGAACCCUCCUUGCAAUUACAUUGUGGUAACAGCAGACUCAUCACAGUGUGCAAACAACUGUGGAUUUAGUUACAGACAAAGGAUUACAUAUUGCACCGAGAUCCCAUCUACUAAGAAACAUAAGCUCCAUCGACUUCGGCCUAUAGUUUAUCAAGAAUGCCCUGUGGUGCCUUCCUCUCAGGUUUACAAAUGCAUUAACAGCUGUUUGCAUUUGGCCACUUGGAAAGUUGGAAAAUGGAGCAAGUGCUCAGUGACUUGUGGAAUUGGGAUAAUGAAGAGACAAGUGAAAUGCAUUACCAAACAUGGUUUGUCCAGUGACUUAUGUUUAAACCAUUUAAAACCAGGUGCUCAAAAGAAAUGUUAUGCCAAUGACUGUAAAUCAUUUACCACCUGCAAAGAAAUUCAAGUGAAAAACCACAUUAGAAAGGAUGGUGACUAUUACCUUAACAUUAAGGGAAGAAUAAUAAAGAUUUAUUGUGCAGACAUGUACUUGGAGAACCCUAAGGAAUAUUUAACACUGGUCCAAGGUGAAGAAAACUUUUCUGAAGUGUAUGGCUUUAGACUAAAAAAUCCAUAUCAAUGUCCUUUUAAUGGGAGUAGGAGGGAAGACUGUGAAUGUGACAAUGGACACUUAGCUGCUGGAUACACUGUUUUCAGCAAAAUAAGAAUUGAUCUCACUUCCAUGCAAAUUAAAACUACAGACCUUCUUUUUUCCAAAACAAUAUUUGGAAAUGCAGUUCCAUUUGCCACAGCUGGAGAUUGCUACAGUGCUUUCAGAUGCCCACAGGGACAGUUUAGCAUUAAUUUGUCAGGAACUGGGAUGAAGAUAUCCAGCACAGCAAAGUGGCUCACUCAGGGGAGUUAUACCUCUGUCAGCAUACGAAGAUCAGAGGAUGGAACUAGAUUUUUCGGCAAAUGUGGAGGGUACUGUGGAAAGUGUCUUCCUCACAUGGCUACUGGUCUCCCAAUUCAAGUCAUAUGAACAUUUAGAAGGGGGAAGUAUGCCCUAAAGAGGGGAUAUUCUCUGGAAUAUUCAAAUAACUGGUGCUCAUUUCUUUAUAUCUCCCUUCCCAAGAUUUCCAUGUCCAAUAUGUCUCUGCCUUUUUUUCAGGGUGCUCAUCAGGGAUUCAAAUCACUGCUUAAUAAGGUCUAUAAAAGAAAUGUAAGAGCUAUCUUAAUUUAUUUUAUAUCUAAUCAGGAUAUUUUUUAAAGAACAUAAUAAUUUAUAAUAGAGAAUACCAGGAUUGAAUGAAUUAUACCCAGACAGUGUUGCUCUUAACAUCUUGGCCUGGACCACACUUAUUUUAUACCUAUAAACACACAUGUAAAUCUCUGCUCAGUUUUGUACUGUACAAUGAAAUGUUUAUUCUACUUGCUAAAAUGAAGCAAGUAAAUAUUAGGAUAAUAAACAUUCAAAAUUACUAUAAACAUUAUUGAAUCUUUCCGACAAAUAGCAAAUCAAUAGUUACAUAAAAAAGCACAGAGCCAUUAUACUUUGUACUCAUACAGUUUAGAUACCUUCUUUUAUUUUUUCUUUAAUUUUUGCUUGUGGAUUAUGGGGCUUCAAUUAAAAAAUAGUCCUCAAAAUGAGGUACAAAUUGUGUAUUAAAAAUGUAU
Molecule: messenger RNA, 6299 nt
Organism: Pan troglodytes (chimpanzee)
Lineage: Eukaryota; Metazoa; Chordata; Mammalia; Primates; Hominidae
Gene: ADAMTS20
Product: ADAM metallopeptidase with thrombospondin type 1 motif 20
Exons: 36
Coding region: 319-5664 (1781 amino acids)
Biological process (GO): extracellular matrix organization; proteolysis
Cellular component (GO): extracellular matrix
Molecular function (GO): zinc ion binding; metalloendopeptidase activity
Source: RefSeq, a predicted model, not a curated record